CGCAAUACGUUAUAAACCAACUGAGAACGACAUCUUCAUCGCAACCUUUCCGAAGUCCGGCACAACUUGGCUACAGGAAAUUUGCUAUCUAAUCUUCAACGAUGGAACAUCUCCGACAAGCCACGUGCAGCGGUUGAAAGACACGCCAUUCCUUGAGAUGUUUGGCGCUGAAGCUGUCAAGCAGAUGCGUAGACCUGGAGCGAUCAAAACUCACUUAUCAUUUAAUCAUGUACCCUUUUCGCCGAAAGCAAAAUACGUGUACGCGAUUAGGAAUCCGAAGGAUUGCGUUGUUUCAUUCUACUAUCAUACCUCGAAGACUUAUCCAGCUUACAAUUUCUCUGAUGGAACGUUUGCUGAAUUUUUUGAGUUAUUCAUGGCUGGCAAGACUGACUUCGGCUGCUACUUUGAACACGUACGUUCGUGGCUUAAACAAAGGCACCGGAACAAUAUCCACUUCAUUUACUUCGAGGACAUGAAGAUAAACGGACCAGCCGAAAUCCUCAAUCUAGGAAGGUUCCUAGGCGAAGAGUAUGAGACGAAGCUAAAAGCAGGUCUUCUGGAAAAAGUUAUCGAAGGGAGUUCAAUCAAGAAAAUGAAGGAAGACUUCGACUCAUUCAAAAUCGAUGGCGAUGAGAACCUGCCCGAAGGAAUACGACAAUUUGCCACCUGCAAUGCACCUAAACCAGCGAUAGGGUCGAACUCUGCUAAUGAAACCGGCUUAGCCAAUGGUGUGACCGAGUUCAAGAACUUUGUACGUAAAGGGACAAUUAAUGACUGGAAGAACCAUUUCACGCCUGAGCAAAAUGAGCGUAUGGAGGCUAGGAUUUUGAAAGAAUUUGACGAAGAAUUCCCAGAACUUGUUCGCAAAUGGCGUACCUAUAAUGUAUUUGAUCCACUGCCCGUGAAAUAGAGUUACAGCUAGGGAUGAAAACGCGUGAGGACUGUGAUGUAUCAGCAUAAUACCGUGCUCAUUCAUCCUACCGUUAAAAGUCAUAUUUAACCCAAAUGGGAACAACGAAUCCGAUCCUGUUGCAGGGAUUACCCGCGAUUACAAGCCCGUACUGCAUAUGUGCUAAGGGAAUGUUUAUGUCAUACACCUGAACAAAAUUUCUAUUUUCAAAAUAAAAAAGCAUUUAUUACAAAGCAAAACCUUGUAAUACAAUACCCUUU
Messenger RNA from Varroa destructor (honeybee mite), 1170 nucleotides. RefSeq names its product sulfotransferase 1C2-like. Gene Ontology annotation, molecular function: sulfotransferase activity. NCBI's taxonomy places the organism in Eukaryota, Metazoa, Arthropoda, Arachnida, Mesostigmata, Varroidae. The record is from RefSeq and is a predicted model, not a curated record.